AUGUCCUUAGGUUUUCCUACGGGGGCGAUAGAAACUUUUCCAAAUAGCGGCACGUUCAAGCAUUUAAAUAUCGAAGGAAUUCGUGAAUCUAGAAUGAACUUUCUACUUAGAAACAAAUCGUUUGACAUUUCAUCAGAUCAAUCAGAAGGUUUCUCUACACAUAAUGAUGAAUUCUCCCCUAAAGCUGUCGUUCUUAAAUUUAUAGAAAUAAAUCAAAGCAGAAAAGCUGUCAAAAAAAAUAUCGAUCUAAUAUCAAAGACGUGUAUAAGUAAAAAAGGAAAGAAACGUCUUAAAAACUGA
This is a messenger RNA of Clunio marinus, 300 nucleotides long. NCBI's taxonomy places the organism in Eukaryota, Metazoa, Arthropoda, Insecta, Diptera, Chironomidae. The record is from the annotation of a GenBank genome assembly.